UAAGACAUAGCGCCAUCUUUUGGUUGCAGGGAAAAGUGUGUGUUUGUUGGUUGGGUAAACGCGAGAUGGUUCGGCUCUUCAUAGGUGAAGGCAGUCUGAGACUGAUUGGCAGUGGCAAUAUAUUCCACGUGUGCUAACCAGCCCACUGGGAAGACAUAGAAGCAUCUCAAACAAAACACAGAUACCCGCUCAUAGAAAAUCGUUGACGUCUGACUUAGAAGUCAAACGUGUGAAAUAAACGCACAUCAAAAUGUCACAAUUCGUCUUGGCAAUAAUAUACUCUUUAUUUGCCUACGGACCAAUGGUGAUAUGCGAUGUUAUGACCAACAAGAACGAACCCAGUAACACAUCUUCUGGGGGGUCUUCCAACAAAGAUCGAAAUGCAUUCUUUGCACUGCGAAGUUGUCACCAGGUUCUCCGUGGGGACAGCGGUGAAUUCUUCUCUCCGGACUAUCUGUGUUCUAACCCGCCCCUGUGGUGCAACUGGACCAUCCAGGUGUCUCCUGGGAAACGCGUGCACCUGCAGCUGGAGGACUUCACGCCGGCCAGCACCUGCCACCUGAAGAAGGACCAGAUCCACCUGGACGAGUCUACGGGAGGGGGCCUGGGGCCCAUGUUGGGGCCUACGGGUGACCACCGCAUCCUGGAGAAGUGCUGGAAGAAGGCAGAAUACACGUCACUCUCCAGUACCAUACACGUGGUUCUGCUCAUCUCCCGGACGCCUGACCCACCGCUCAGGGGGUUCUACGGACGCUUCAGGUCCCUCGGCGGUACCGAGGAGUCCCUAAAGAACGGCGCAGAUGACACGAUGAACACCUCAGACUCUGAAGUACAUGAGAAGCGAGAGCAGUCUGAAGUCCACCGCAAACACAGCAAAAUUGAACUGCCUCGUGUACCAAAUCCAAGAAGCGUCUCUGAGAAGACAUCUUCACCCACUGAGGAGCCUCAGGUUAGUUAUUCUUCUGAUCAGAAUCAUUCCCCCAACACCAAAACAGCAGGUGGCGGCCAUUUUGUUUCCCCAGCCCCUACAUCCAUGUCCAAUGAGCUUCCCUCAGGGCCAGAGAACCUGGAAGGUGAGGGGUUGGAGAAGGGGAGCGUCACCUGGCAAACUGUUAGAGGCCACUUAGGAGAGGCACCAGAUGGAGGAGGAAGAGAAGGAGGAGGAGGAGGAGGAGGAGGAGAAGAAGAAGAAGAAGAAGAAGAAGAAGAAGAAGUAAAGGUAUCUCUCAAGCAUUCUCUGACUCCUGAUGCCAACUCUGUGUUGACGGGGAAGAAGAAGAUUGACCGUCCGCACGCCGACAGCCCCAGUAUUGUCACCGAGUCACCUCUGGCUGUCACUACUACAACACAAGGAGAGGUCGAUACAAAUAUUCCGAAGCCCAAAGUUGAAGCUUCAAAGAAAGCUGAAACUGAGGUCGAUUACAAAGAGAGAACACUUUCACAUCAAACCCACAGGAAUAUCACCCAUCAUCCACACUUACCGGGAGCGUUUCUUUUUGAGGUGUCGGUGGAGGUGGCCUUGAGUCCGCAGACUGGGGAGGGUUGGGACCAGCGGGCGACCACUCUACUGACCACACUCAAGAACAUGAUGAAAGAUGAGCUAUCGAGCUACGCUCCAAAAACCAUAUCAUCCAAACGAAUUAAAAGGUUGAGCUCAGGGGCACUUUUCCUCCUCUGGCUUCAUUUCGGGGAGGGGCAGGAUGGGGUGCAGUCGCACAGGGUUCUCCACGCAGCAGCGCAGGGGCUCAGGGGGCGCAGUCUGCUCCCUCAAGAGGGCGGCACAGAGGGGGUCGUCGCCUACGUCAGCAUUGCAGAUGUGAAUGAGUGCGGCACCCAGCUGUCUCAGUGCGACGCCUACGCCGAGUGUGUGAACCGAUUUGGCACGUACGCGUGCCGCUGCCGCCCCGGCUACCUGGACAAGUCGCGCACCAGCCCCGGGGGCACCAUCUGCAUCGACCCUGCCGCCUCCGCUGUCCUCCCUGUUGCAGGCUGUAGCUGGUCGUCUCCCGCCAUCCUCCGAGGCAUCUACUGCGUCUGCGUCCUGCUCUGCCUGCUCAUCGUGCUGCUGCUCUUCGCCCUGGCCGUCAUGUACCGCCGUCGCCACCAGGGGGCCUUCCUGCUCCGCUGCCAGAGCCACAGCAACGGGAGCGGCCUGGCGACAGUUGCCGGCGGCGACAACAACAACAAUCGCAACGACCACAACAGCGGUAGUGGUGGUGGCUGCCUGAAGAUGUCUGCCGUUCGUAACCGGCCGCUGCCCUCGGUGCCACCCCCACCCCCGACACGGCGCAUCAAGGACGGUGCGGACGGCGGGGGGUCCCUGGAGCCCCCCUUGCUCAAGUUCGGCCCGCUGCCGCACUCCGACGGGUCCGAGAGCUUGGGGUCGGAGUCCAGAGUGAAGCAGUAAUUUCUUUCUUUUUUUUCUGGAUCAUCCAUCUCCCCUCUGAAGACUGGACUGGACCUCUGUAGUUCCAUGUGCUCCCACAGACCCAUCAGUAGCUUGCGUGUGUUCUCCUGUAAUGUUUACUGUUACUCUUUGUUUCCUUACUCAUAAAUGUCCAUUAUGUUAAUGUUUUUUGCAUGUUUUUUUUUUUUUUUAUAUAUUCUGCAUAUUUUUUAGAAAAUAUAUAUAAUUUGAUUUGGACAACGGUGAAUGAACAAGGGUUUACUGCUGUCAUUGUUGUAUGGUUUUGGUAAGGUUCUUUUGAGCUUGAGUGGGCAUUAGUUGUCUUGUGUUUUUGAUGGUCUGUCCUAAUGAAAUUAUGGAAAUGACUUCCAGCAUAGGUUUGGGUGAUGAAAUUAUCUCUCAGAUAAAAAUAACAAAUAAAUAUAGUUGACCAUUCUA
Molecule: messenger RNA, 2845 nt
Organism: Alosa sapidissima (American shad)
Lineage: Eukaryota; Metazoa; Chordata; Actinopteri; Clupeiformes; Clupeidae
Exons: 9
Coding region: 251-2407 (718 amino acids)
Molecular function (GO): calcium ion binding
Source: RefSeq, a predicted model, not a curated record